Parathielavia appendiculata is the source of this 2420-nucleotide messenger RNA. RefSeq lists its product as uncharacterized. Lineage: Eukaryota; Fungi; Ascomycota; Sordariomycetes; Sordariales; Chaetomiaceae. The coding region runs from base 261 to 2144 and encodes 627 amino acids. The transcript is spliced from 2 exons. The record is from RefSeq and is a predicted model, not a curated record.
AACAGCAAGAUCCGCCGAGGCUUCAAUACUCCUCUCAUUCGAACUGUCUCGCUCGUCUCAUCAUCCGUACGCGACGGCCGAGAACGUGACCUUUGCCACAGAGCCAGAAAGCGGGGGAGAGCCCAUUGCAGGCCCCUGUGAGAUCAGCAGGCAAGCUUCUGCAGGUGGCGGCACCAGGUGGCGUCGGACCCCAGACUCUCGAGCAGCCCAGACCAAUCCGGACGCAGCACACACCGCUGAACCGCACCGGACACAACAGGAUGGAGAGCGACAAGGACCGGCUGCUGAGCUCAUCAGAAGCGCAUGAGCUGUCAAACCAAGAGCCAAUCCACGAUUUCUGCCCUCGUCAGCUGGGCGAGCCGUCGAUGAGCCAAAGCCAAAGUCAACAAGCGGGGCGGAAUUUCGAAUUCGAUGAAGACAAUGGUCUAGGCAAGACCGGCCUGCUUGGCGAGGGCAUCAUACCACUCUCAGGGCAGGCUUCCCCGCACACCGAGCGCCAUCUUCAACCGCCCGCGCUAUCGGUCCCUAUAAAGACUGCAACCCUGGGUCAAUCACGCGCCGCCGCUAGUGGCGAACAAGAAUCGCUCGUUCUCCCUGUCAACCACGCACCAUCAUCCACCAUGAUCUUCUCUGAUCUAUACAAGUCGCCAAAGACGACUUUCAGCAAAAUCCGCAAUUCAUUCCCCCAUGGCCUUCCUCCGCCUUCAGAUCUGGAUGCCGAUCUCGUGAGCAGGGACAAGGCCAGGAAUAAGGAGGCCGUGAGGAAGUAUCUCGACGAGAAGGUUCGCAACGAUUGGGAGUUUACAUGGCCGCCCGUGGCAGCUUCGCCACCAGCCCCCGCUGCGCACGCAGCGGACGAGGAAGAGCCGAGGGAUCUAGGGGAGGAGGCAGACUCCGAGUCAGACGCCGAGUCUGUGUAUAGCACCAUUUCGGAAGACCCUGUGCACUUUCGGCCACGGGCAGAGUGGACCUCAGAUCUCUCCGACAGUGACGAACCGCGCCCUCCAGCCUCCCCCUUCCGGUUUGACAACCCUAAAGCUGUCGGCGCCGCCGUGCGCAACUCGGUUGAGACGAAGCGCGCCCGCCGGAGGAGAGCUGUGCGCGACGAGAUGAAAUGGAACCCCGGCCUGGCAUGCUUCGAAGCACGGCGCAACGCCUGGACAGGCGCAAAGACGGUGCGGGUGAAGCCGAAACCACCGAGCCCUGUUUCACCCUCGUCCGCCCGCCGUUUGUUCUGGAGGCAUCACCGGACGCAGUCCUCCGUCUCACACACCACCACCAUCACACCCGGCUCACCGCCCACUCCCCAAUCUCCCCUCCAACGCACGGCAACCCGCACUUCCACCGCAACUGGCUCCGAGUCCGACUCAGCCGGCGUACAAAGAACAAGCUCCCAAGAGUCGACGGCGCCGGCGGUUCACUAUCCAGUCCAAACCGUCCUCCCCGUCCCACCCCCGUUGCUCCCGCCCCAAAACCCCAUGCGCGCCUCGGUCCAGCCCUCCAUGUACGGCUCGCUGUACGACAAGGUUGUCGUCCAAAACAUGCAGCCAUCCUGCCCCGUCAACCUCGCCGACAUGUUGCGCGCCUGCGUUGUCGGGUGGAAGCGUGACGGCGAAUGGCCGCCCAAGCCGAGCUACCCGGCCCCGGCGCCUGCCCAGACGUCCAACGCCGACGUGCUGGCCGCGCGCCAGCGCAAGGCGCAGCUACAGCGGAAUAAAAACGCCGUGGCCGUCACCGCCACCACCACCAAUGCCGGCGGGAGGAGGUUGAGUUUUGUGGGCUUUUUCAAUGGAGGAGGGGGAGUUGCGGGGCACAAGACUGCUGCUGCUGUCACGACGGCUACUGCCAUGAUGCAGGAUGGAGCGAGGGAUGAGAACAAGGAUCAGGAUAAGGAGGGGAAGGAGAACGGACAUACUCCGGGCCAAUCGCACUCUCACUCGGACGAGGGUGCCGGGUCGUCGGGCAAGGCACUGUUUAGGAGGAGUUUGCAAAGGGUCUUGUCGCUGGGUCAGCAUGGGCAUGCACACGGUGGCGGCGGCGGUGGUGCUGUUGCUGCUGUGAAUGGGGCUGCAGGUGGGAAUGGUGCGGGCGCGCCACUUUCGCCUACCAGCCCUACUACCAAGGAGGUUACAGCUGCUGGUUGAUUAGGGGUUGACUGGUUGGGAGGGCUGGUGCUGUACCCCAGUGUGUGUUGGUGCAUCCAUGUUGCUCAAGUUUUGCUUCAAUCAUGGAUGGUUUGAAAUAUAUACCGAGUCGGUUGAUACCCCGGAUGUUUGUUAUUUUGGUAUGUUAGGAUGAUGGGAUGCUAUGAACGGCAGGGGAAGAGUCCACGGGCAAGGGUAUGUGUGGCAUGAUCGACUCAAAUCAUAUAUCCUGGAAGUGGAUAUAGAGCCAGAAUACCAAACGUCAUCUAUCUUGCC